This is a messenger RNA of Phacochoerus africanus (Common warthog), 3989 nucleotides long. It is a transcript of the gene KCNH5, whose product is annotated as potassium voltage-gated channel subfamily H member 5. Lineage: Eukaryota; Metazoa; Chordata; Mammalia; Artiodactyla; Suidae. Gene Ontology annotation, molecular function: voltage-gated potassium channel activity. The transcript has 11 exons. The record is from RefSeq and is a predicted model, not a curated record. Gene Ontology annotation, biological process: regulation of membrane potential; potassium ion transmembrane transport. Gene Ontology annotation, cellular component: membrane. The coding region runs from base 71 to 3037 and encodes 988 amino acids.
CCUCCACCUUCUCUUCCUGCAUCCCCCCCUCCCCCGCCGCGGAUCCUGGCCGCUGCUCUCCAGACCCAGGAUGCCGGGGGGCAAGAGAGGGCUGGUGGCACCGCAAAACACAUUUUUGGAGAACAUCGUCAGGCGUUCCAGUGAAUCGAGUUUCUUACUGGGAAAUGCCCAGAUUGUGGAUUGGCCUGUAGUUUAUAGUAAUGAUGGUUUUUGCAAACUCUCUGGGUAUCAUCGAGCUGACGUCAUGCAGAAAAGUAGCACAUGCAGUUUUAUGUAUGGAGAAUUGACUGACAAGAAAACCAUUGAGAAAGUCAGGCAGACUUUUGACAACUACGAGUCAAACUGCUUUGAAGUUCUUUUGUAUAAGAAAAACAGAACCCCUGUUUGGUUUUAUAUGCAGAUUGCACCAAUAAGAAAUGAACAUGAAAAAGUGGUUUUGUUCCUAUGCACUUUCAAGGAUAUUACGUUGUUCAAACAGCCAAUAGAGGAUGAUUCAACAAAAGGUUGGACAAAAUUUGCCCGAUUGACACGGGCUUUGACAAAUAGCCGAAGUGUUUUGCAGCAGCUCACGCCAAUGAAUAAAACAGAGGUGGUCCACAAACAUUCAAGAUUAGCUGAAGUUCUUCAGCUGGGAUCAGAUAUCCUUCCUCAGUACAAGCAAGAAGCACCAAAGACGCCACCACACAUUAUUUUACACUACUGUGCUUUUAAAACAACUUGGGAUUGGGUGAUUUUAAUUCUUACCUUCUACACCGCCAUUAUGGUUCCUUAUAACGUUUCCUUCAAAACGAAGCAGAAUAACAUAGCCUGGCUGGUGCUGGACAGUGUAGUGGAUGUUAUUUUUCUGGUUGACAUUGUUUUAAAUUUUCACACGACUUUUGUGGGACCUGGUGGAGAGGUCAUUUCUGACCCCAAGCUGAUAAGGAUGAACUAUCUGAAAACUUGGUUUGUGAUCGAUCUGUUGUCUUGUUUACCUUAUGACAUCAUCAAUGCCUUUGAAAAUGUGGAUGAGGGAAUCAGCAGUCUCUUCAGUUCUUUAAAAGUGGUGCGUCUCUUGCGACUGGGCCGUGUUGCUAGGAAACUGGACCAUUACCUGGAAUAUGGAGCCGCGGUCCUUGUGCUCCUGGUCUGUGUGUUUGGACUAGUUGCUCACUGGCUGGCCUGCAUAUGGUAUAGCAUCGGGGACUACGAGGUCAUUGAUGAAGUCACAAACACCAUCCAAAUAGACAGUUGGCUCUACCAGCUGGCCUUGAGCAUUGGGACUCCGUAUCGAUACAAUACCAGUGCAGGGAUAUGGGAAGGAGGACCCAGCAAGGAUUCACUCUACGUGUCCUCUCUCUACUUUACCAUGACAAGCCUUACAACCAUAGGAUUUGGAAAUAUAGCUCCUACUACCGAUGUGGAGAAGAUGUUUUCAGUGGCCAUGAUGAUGGUUGGCUCUCUUCUUUAUGCAACUAUUUUUGGAAAUGUUACCACAAUUUUCCAGCAAAUGUAUGCCAACACCAACCGGUACCAUGAGAUGCUGAAUAAUGUACGGGACUUUCUGAAACUCUAUCAGGUCCCCAAAGGCCUUAGUGAACGAGUCAUGGAUUAUAUUGUCUCAACAUGGUCCAUGUCAAAAGGCAUUGACACAGAGAAGGUCCUCUCCAUCUGUCCCAAGGACAUGAGAGCUGAUAUCUGUGUUCAUUUAAACCGGAAAGUUUUUAAUGAACAUCCUGCUUUUCGACUGGCCAGCGACGGGUGUCUGCGUGCCCUGGCGGUGGAGUUCCAAACCAUUCACUGUGCUCCAGGGGACCUCAUUUACCACGCGGGAGAAAGUGUGGAUGCCCUCUGCUUUGUUGUGUCAGGAUCCUUGGAAGUCAUCCAGGAUGAUGAGGUGGUGGCUAUUUUAGGAAAAGGGGAUGUGUUUGGAGACAUCUUCUGGAAGGAAACCACCCUUGCUCAUGCGUGUGCCAACGUCCGAGCACUGACAUACUGUGACCUCCACAUCAUAAAGCGAGAAGCCUUGCUUAAAGUCCUGGACUUUUAUACAGCUUUUGCAAACUCGUUCUCGAGGAAUCUCACUCUUACUUGCAAUCUAAGGAAACGGAUCAUUUUCCGCAAAAUCAGUGAUGUGAAGAAAGAAGAGGAGGAGCGUCUCAGGCAAAAGAACGAGGUCACACUCAGCAUCCCCGUGGACCACCCUGUCAGGAAGCUCUUCCAGAAGUUCAAGCAGCAGAAGGAGCUGCGAAAUCAGGGAUCCACACAGAGUGACCCCGAGCGGAACCAGCUACAGGUGGAAAGUCACUCCUUCCAGAAUGGAGCCUCCAUCACCGGCACCAGUGUGGUGACCGUGUCGCAGAUCACACCCAUUCAGACAUCUCUGGCCUACGUGAAAACCAGCGAGUCCCUGAAGCAGAACAACCGCGAUGCCAUGGAGCGUAAGCCCAGUGGCGGUGCUGACCCUAAAUGUCUCAAAGUCAACAGCCCCAUAAGAAUGAAAAACGGCAACGGGAAAGGUUGGCUGCGACUCAAGAAUAAUAUGGGAGCCCACGAGGAGAAAAAGGAAGACUGGAAUAAUGUCACUAAAGCUGAGUCGAUGGGGCUCUUGUCCGAGGACCCCAAGGGCAGCGACUCAGAGAACAGUGUGACCAAAAACCCAUUAAGGAAAACAGAUUCCUGUGACAGUGGGAUUACAAAAAGUGACCUUCGUUUGGAUAAGGCUGGGGAGGCGCGAAGUCCGCUGGAGCACAGCCCCAUCCAGGCUGAUGCCAAGCACCCCUUUUAUCCCAUCCCGGAGCAGGCCUUACAAACCACAUUGCAGGAAGUCAAACACGAACUCAAAGAGGACAUUCAGCUGCUGAGCUGCAGAAUGACUGCCCUGGAGAAGCAGGUGGCAGAAAUUUUAAAAAUACUCUCAGAAAAAAGUGUGCCCCAGACCUCUUCUCCCAAAUCCCAAAUGCCACUCCAAGUACCUCCCCAAAUACCCUGUCAGGAUAUUUUUAGUGUUUCAAGGCCUGAGUCACCUGAAUCUGACAAAGAUGAAAUCCACUUUUAAUAGAGAUAUAUAUAUAUAUACACAUAUAUAUUUGUUAAUAUAUUAAAAGCAGUAUAUACGUCUAUAUACAUAUGUGUGUAUAUACAGUAUAUACAUAUAUAUAUAUAUUUUCACUUGCUUUCAAUAUGAUGAACACAAUAUGGAUUUUGAUAUGUAAAUAUUGCAUGUCCAGCUGGAUUCUGGCCUGCCAAAGAAGAUAAUUAUUAAAAACAUAGAUAUCGCUUGUAUAUUAUGCAGUUGACUGCAUGUACACUUUACAUUUAUUUAUAAUCUCUAUUCUAUAAUUUUAAAAAAGUAUGGUUUUUGUUAACCAAGGCAAUGUAUGUAAUAGUUAAAGAAUCAGGGUCCAACCUGCCAAUGUUGCCACGACAAAUUUGAUCUCAGGCUGAGUAUAUUGAGCUGUCAUUUCCUCACUCUUUUAAGUUAAAAUUAUACAUUAAUGCCAAGGUAGCAGUCAACUUUUUAAACUGCUAGUGCCAUUUUAUGAUCUCUUUCCAUAGGAUAUUUUUCUGUAACUUAGUGUUAGGUUAUUUUCCCCAACAGGCAAUGUUUGCUCCAUUUAAAUGACUGUUUUGUUGCCUCAGUUAGAUAGCAAUGUGGGAUACUGAGAACUUAUUGCUAUGGGGUUUGCGCAUGGACUGCAUUUUCGCUUAACUAUACCUCUCCUUUUUUAACGUUAUACUUAGGUAGUAAUCAUUAACUCUUAUGUAAGGAUUCUCCUUCUCGCUCUGUCUUGGAAAAUAGCCACCAUCUUGUAAGCUUAUUAUCAACCCCCCAAAUACUGAACUAUUAAUAUUGUGUAUAUUAUUAUAGAAAUACUGCACUACAGGGUAAAGGGCCUUUUAAUGACUCAUGUUAGAGAUGGUGAUUUUGGAAAGGUGAUGAAUGUUCUACAUUUGUGUUUUUAAAACUUGCUCAAGGGUGAAGUUGAAAGGCUCUUCGUAAAGAAACA